UCCUCCACCAAGAUAGUCAUGGAGGUGUUUAGAGAAGUUCUACUGUGGGUACUUUCAUGGCUCUGUUUGUUCAUUGGGUUUAGAUAUAUUAUGAGGAAGAACAGAAAGCUUCCUCCUGGGCCUUCUGGAUGGCCUAUUUUAGGCUGUUUGCCUCUGCUUGGCCCAAUGCCUCAUGUCACUUUGACAAACCUGUCAAAGAAAUAUGGGCCAAUUCUGUACUUGAAACUGGGUACAAAUAAAAUGGUGGUGGCCAACACACCUGCUGCUGCAAAGGCCUUUUUAAAGACACUGGAUAUCAAUUUCUCCAACAGGCCUGGCAAUGCAGGAGCUACUUAUCUGGCCUACAACUCUCAGGACAUGGUGUGGGCACCUUAUGGUGGGAGGUGGAAGAUGCUCAGAAAGGUUUGCAAUCUUCAUAUGUUGGGUGGCAAAGCUUUAGAUGAUUGGCAACCUGUGAGAGUAUCUGAGAUGGGUCACAUGCUUAGAUCCAUCUUAGCUCGUUCCAACAAAAGUCUUGCAGUGAACAUACCCGAAUUGCUUAACCUGUAUGCAGCUAACAUUUUUGGUCAGAUUAUUUUAAGCAAGCGAGUCUUUGAAAGAGAAGGGGAUGAAGCCAAUGAGUUCAAGGACAUGGUAGUUGAGCUCAUGACAACUGCAGGGUAUUUUAACAUUGGUGAUUUUAUACCCUCUAUUGCAUGGAUGGACUUGCAAGGAAUACAACGAGGAAUGAAGAAGUUGCACAAGAGAUUUGAUUCGAUGCUAACUAGGAUGAUUGCAGAACACCAAGCCACAGCUAAGAACAGGAAGAAUCCAGACUUUUUAGACAUUGUCAUAUCUCAACGUGACAACUGUGAUGGUGAGGGAGGACAAUUAUCUGAUGUUCAUAUCAAGAGUCUUCUUCUGAAUUUAAUCACUGCAGGAACAGAUACUUCGAGUAGUUUGAUCGAAUGGACUCUUGCGGAACUCAUUUCAAAUCCCAAGCUUCUUCACCGUGCACAUGCAGAAAUGGAUAAAGUGAUUGGUCGUGAUAGGCGUCUUAAAGAAUCAGACAUCUCAAAUCUCCCCUUCUUGGUUGCUAUUUGCAAAGAAGGCUUCCGCAAGCACCCCUCCACUCCACUUAGCCUUCCACGUGUCUCUACGGAACCUUGUCAAGUAGGUGGCUACUACAUACCAAAGGACACUCGUCUCAUGGUCAACAUCUGGGGCAUUGGAAGGGACCCCGAAAUAUGGGACAAACCCCUUGAAUUCAAUCCAGACAGGUUCAUAGGUUCCAAGAUUGAUCCACGUGGCAAUGACUUCCAGCUCAUACCAUUUGGUGCAGGUAGGCGCAUAUGUGCUGGCACUAGGAUGGGGAUUACAAUGGUGGAAUAUACUUUAGGAUCAUUGAUCCAUGCCUUUGAUUGGGAAAUGCCACCAGAAAAUAACAUCCUAAACAUGGAGGAGGCUUUUGGACUAGCACUUCAGAAGAAGGAGCCUCUUGUGGCAAAGGCUACCCCUCGCCUUGGUCUCCACUUAUAUUAGACUAAGAUGAGAAUCUUCUAGUUGAAUGUUUUUUUAAUAAUAUCCUAUGGUUUGUUAGGUUCAUGCUAGUUAAAACUAUGUAGGCUACCCCUCACCUUGCUCUCCACUUAUAUUAGACAAAGAUGAGAAUCUUCUAGUUGAAUGCUUUUUAAAUAAUAUCAUAUAGUUUGCUAGGUUCAUGCUAGUUAAAACUAUGUAGGCUACCCCUUGCCUUGCUCUCCACUUAUAUUAGACAAAGAUGAGAAUCUUCUUGUUGAAUGUUUUUUAAAUAAUAUC
Cryptomeria japonica (Japanese cedar) is the source of this 1797-nucleotide messenger RNA. RefSeq names its product flavonoid 3',5'-hydroxylase 2. Bases 19 to 1521 code for a protein of 500 amino acids. NCBI's taxonomy places the organism in Eukaryota, Viridiplantae, Streptophyta, Pinopsida, Cupressales, Cupressaceae. The record is from RefSeq and is a predicted model, not a curated record. The transcript has 3 exons. Gene Ontology annotation, molecular function: monooxygenase activity; iron ion binding; oxidoreductase activity, acting on paired donors, with incorporation or reduction of molecular oxygen.